Alternaria arbusti is the source of this 408-nucleotide messenger RNA. RefSeq lists its product as uncharacterized. The transcript is spliced from 2 exons. The record is from RefSeq and is a predicted model, not a curated record. Bases 1 to 408 code for a protein of 135 amino acids. Lineage: Eukaryota; Fungi; Ascomycota; Dothideomycetes; Pleosporales; Pleosporaceae.
AUGAUGGACCUUGUGCAGAAUGAGAAGCGUCAGAGCAUCAUCAAGACCGCCCUACUCGUCACCCAGCUCCAUAACAUGGCCUCAGAAAACCUCAGCUACCCCCUAGAGAAAGCCCCUGUCAUCAACAAGCUUUCUCAAGCCAUCAAAGCGUUCGACACCAGCGUUCCCGCCUCUUUCCAACAGCAUCGCCGCUACUUAUACCUGCUUGAGCGCCUCAGAAACGAGAUAACCGACCAAGUCAAUGAGUGGAAAGGACAAAACCCUGAUUCUCCGCCCUACAAGACUUUCAGGCUUGGAGUUGACGCUGAGUUAGACAUACCGGUUGAUCCUUACCAGGAGACACCACCCCCGAAGGCGGAACUCUGGACGCCGAACCCACAUUGCCCAGAAUGCGGAAAGCCUAGAUAG